Molecule: messenger RNA, 1245 nt
Organism: Colletotrichum truncatum
Lineage: Eukaryota; Fungi; Ascomycota; Sordariomycetes; Glomerellales; Glomerellaceae
Source: RefSeq, a predicted model, not a curated record
AUGUCCAAGGCACCCAUGCCUCACUUCCCUAACUUCCAGAAAAGACCCCUGGCUCCUGAUCUCAAGGAAUUAUACCAACGGGCCAUCGACGACUCCACAGCUCUCACCCCCGCCGAAUUGCACCGCAUUUUAAGGCGGCCGCCACCGGAAGAGGAGGACCAGAUCUGCCGGGACCGCACCGGAUUGACGAGGCAACAAAUCAUUGCGAAAGCGCUUACGGAGCCGGAAACCCUUUCGAAGACGGAGCGCCAAAUCAUCGCACAAGGUGUCCUGUACGAUAGCUCAGACAUGUCCAGCGCGUGGUACGUGCCCUUGCUCGAACUCGAAAGUGAAGAUCGGGAGUUGGCAUAUUCGGCUCGGGGUAAAGCGAAGGGAGCUCUUGGGAACGAGAAAGACGAGGACACUGCUCUCGAAAAUGUCAUGAAGCUAAGCAGUGCCAGGGCGCAGGAGGCUCGGGAGAAGCGGAGGCGUGCCAAGGAGCAGGAGAGAGAAGCGUUGGAGGCCUGCAGGGCGUUGCCUCGGCCUCGGUGGAUCCAGGAGCUUCUCGAUGCGGGAUACGGAGAUCGGCGCUGGGGUUUUGUGUGUUUCCGGACGGCGUACGAAGCGGACGGCGUGGGUGACGAGAUUUGGGACCGUUUCAAGACGCUCUACCACGGCGAAAUCGCCAAGACGGUUUUGGUGAGAACUUGGAAACGCGAUGGACCCAAGCUCUACGAUACGCACGAGAGUCUCUUUAUCUCGGCGCCAGAGCUGGACGGCAUGUCGGGUGAAGACUUACGAUCCAAGUUUCGGUUGAUGAGGAGCAAGGGGGAAAUUCCAAAAGAGAUGCGGCUUGGUUGUCUCUUGGUUGCCGACGCGGGGGUCCUAAAAGCUGAGUGGUUGUCCGAGGCGAGCCCGUUCCCAAACAGGAACAGCACGUUCAUCAAGGCCAUGGACCCCGAUUAUGAAGUCGCCUCCGAGCGUGUCGAAGGGGGGUUUGCCGGGGAAAUAAAGAUGCCCUUGCAUAAGGUGUUCGACUGGUUGCAUUAUACCUUGUUCGCAAAGUCUGAGACGUGGGAACAGAGGUAUGUGCAGACAAAGCAGCGAUGGGCGUUGCCUCCGAGCGAGUUUUGCCCGUAUCCAGUGUACCAUGUCGAUGUCAUGGGUAUGUAUCCGUGGGCCGCGAAGGAACAUGUCGACCCGACAUAUCAUCGACAGUACGUUGAACUUGUAGUCAGUAAGUAUAGGGCUCUGACUAGCAAGUGA